UUCUUCCAUGAAAAAUAUUUUAUAAACCGAUAUAAAAAUGACCCCAGCUCAUCCGUUGUGCAAGACGCAGUGAAAUACGCUGAUUAUUUGACAACCGACCGAAGGAGCGUUUUAAUUUUAUUAUUAUUUAUAUUUACGUGCGGCGUUUGCUGAAUUUCAACUAGUGCAGGUGUGCAGGCGGACACUUUAGCAGAGAUUUCUUGUGAUAAAUACGCUCGCUGAGCUUGAUUUUCAAUACAUACAGCAUAGUGCCGUGUUUGCAAUAGUUCGCUUAAUUAUUUGCCUCGUGCCGUACCAAGAGCAGCUUGUUUGCUACCGGAAUGAAGCUGCCACUGCUCCACUAGCUUGAACAGCGAACGAUGCUCGAAUGGUCUCUUCAGUUGCUGAACAAUGAGGACCUUCCGAUAUUUGGCAUUACUGGCAGCGGCAUCGUUUCUAUUGCUUCUGUACUACAUCUACAGGGUUGGGGACCGACCCAAUUUCACCGAGCAGGUUACGGCUGAUCGUUUUCCAAAUGAACAAACGAAAGCUGCACUUAGUAGAAAGUCUUAUGCCGGUUCGUCGAAUGGCACCGAGAUAUCGGUGGUGGUGGUGGCAUGCAACGAAAGGCACAACGAAGCGCUCAACAUGAUCAAAUCUGCAAUCAUGUUUAACCGCAACCAGUCGCCGUUACGAUUCGUCGUGAUAGCGGAGGAGAAGUUGAAGCUAAACUUUAUGGAGAAGUUGAACGACUGGCAGGAGGUAACAGAUCGAAUAUUUACGUACGAAAUUCAUUCCCUAACGUUUCCACGCGCCAACAAGGACGAGUGGAGGAAACUGUUUAAACCUUGUGCUGCCCAAAGACUGUUCUUGCCGUCGCUCCUGCAACAUCUGGAUGCAGUGCUGUACGUUGAUUCUGACACCGUGUUCCUAUCGCCCGUGCAGGAGAUAUGGGCAAAGUUUCAGAACUUCAACGCAUCCCAGUUUGCGGGCAUGGCACCAGAACACGAGGAUACCAAUGCCGGAUGGUAUAAUCGGUUCGCUCGCCAUCCCUACUACGGCGAGUUGGGAGUGAACUCCGGCGUCAUGCUCAUGAAUCUGACGCGAAUGCGAGACUUUCGCUGGGAAGAGCACAUCCUGCCGAUUUAUCGUGAGUAUCGUUUGCAGCUAGUCUGGGGCGAUCAGGACAUACUGAACGUUCUGUUUCACUACAAUCCGGAUCGGUUGUACAUCUUUCCGUGCGAUUGGAAUUACCGCGCCGACCACUGCAUGUACAUGAGCGUGUGCGACGCUCCGGACGGGGUGAAAAUAAUCCACGGCAAUAGAGGAUACUUUCACUCGCGGGCGCAACCCAUUUUUAACCUUAUCUACUCGACCAUCGAAGAAUAUACAUUUCGGACGGACGUUUACGGCAACUUCAUACGCACAAUCGAAGAAUCGCUGGUGCUACCGAGCAACUCGAACUGUGAUAAACUGUUGGACAAAUUCUUGCUAGAUCCGCGCAAACAUUUCAAGGAGAAUCAGUACGACGAGGUGACGUAGCGCCGGGUGAUGAGCGAUUCCAUCAACUUAAACUCGCACCGUCGGCCAUUCCAUUAUGAUAUUUGUACCAGCACGAGAAGCCAACUGACCAAUACUCACGACUCUCGAUAGAAGAUUUCUUAAGUGUAACGACACAAUCAUGGCGCAAACAAACGAUGAAGUAUUGUAAAAGAAAAAAAAAGUGUGUAUAAAUAAAUGUAUUGUACUAUUUUUA
Anopheles stephensi (Asian malaria mosquito) is the source of this 1735-nucleotide messenger RNA. RefSeq names its product glucoside xylosyltransferase 2 (gene shams). Gene Ontology annotation, biological process: protein O-linked glycosylation via N-acetylgalactosamine. NCBI's taxonomy places the organism in Eukaryota, Metazoa, Arthropoda, Insecta, Diptera, Culicidae. The transcript is spliced from 3 exons. The record is from RefSeq and is a predicted model, not a curated record. The coding region runs from base 391 to 1521 and encodes 376 amino acids. Gene Ontology annotation, molecular function: UDP-xylosyltransferase activity.